AUGCCUCCCAUAAACGCACCCUUAGCGGACAUUGAUCCCUCCAGAAUUAAGAUUAUUAGGGAGAUUGCGCAAUCUGACGCGUCUUCAAUAUUCGAGGUAGAUCUGGAUGGACAAAAGUAUGCAUUGAAACUCUUCCACAACGACGGCGACCCUGGAUAUACCGAGAAAGGUCGUGAUCUAAACCGAUUUCGCUGUGAAUCCAAGGCAUACGAGAAGCUCUUUACUUCUGGUGUCUGUGAACGCCGCUUCGUUCCAAACUUCUACGGCUACAUCAAUGAAAUGGAUCUGGAUGCAUUCCAUCCUACUCUCCAAGGUUUCGCCAAAGACAAGUUAAAGCCGAGUGCAAUAUUGCUAGAAUAUCUCCCAGAUACAGAGAGCUUAAACUGCGUGAACUACUCAGAUACGCUGUAUUCCCAGGCAAUCGAGGGUAUGAAGGAGAUACACAGUGCCGGUGUUCACCACCGGGACAUCUACCCCAAAAACAUUCUCAUUGUUCAUGGAAACCCCGAUAGACUGGUCUGGAUUGACUUUGAUGUUGCAACGACCUUCACCAACUUUGGAUCUGAACAGAAGGCGCUCUGUGACCACGAAAUUGCGCUUGUAAAGGGGCUUGGGGAUGCACUAAAAGAUGACCAGGAUAAUGGACUCCCUCCGAAUACAAAGUUUUAUUGA
Messenger RNA from Aspergillus pseudonomiae, 672 nucleotides. RefSeq names its product kinase-like domain-containing protein. Gene Ontology annotation, biological process: protein phosphorylation. The record is from RefSeq and is a predicted model, not a curated record. The transcript is spliced from 2 exons. Lineage: Eukaryota; Fungi; Ascomycota; Eurotiomycetes; Eurotiales; Aspergillaceae. The coding region runs from base 1 to 672 and encodes 223 amino acids. Gene Ontology annotation, molecular function: protein kinase activity; ATP binding.